This is a messenger RNA of Diplodia corticola, 1989 nucleotides long. Its product is annotated as mfs monocarboxylate transporter. Lineage: Eukaryota; Fungi; Ascomycota; Dothideomycetes; Botryosphaeriales; Botryosphaeriaceae. Gene Ontology annotation, biological process: transmembrane transport. Gene Ontology annotation, cellular component: fungal-type vacuole membrane. Gene Ontology annotation, molecular function: transmembrane transporter activity. The record is from RefSeq and is a predicted model, not a curated record. The transcript has 2 exons. Bases 1 to 1989 code for a protein of 662 amino acids.
AUGAUGUUUCCAAAGGCACUUCUCCUCGUCGGAGCAGCAGCCACGCAGCUCUGCUCCGCCGCCGCCAACACGCUCACCGCCCUCCACCAGUUCCCCAACGGCACAUCCGUCGAGAACCUGGCCGUGCGCUCCAACGGCGCCAUCCUCGUCACCCUCCUCUACCAAGCCCAGGUCCUGGAAAUCACCCCGGGCGACGCCGCAACCACCACCACCCCCAAGCUCGUCCACGCCUUCUCCAACACCACCCGCCUCAACGGCAUCUCCGAACUCGGCCCCGACACCUUCGCCGUCAGCGCCAACCACAACACCAUCUACACCCUCUCCCUCCCCCCCACUGGCGACGCGCAAGUGUCCAAAGUCGUGACCAUCCCCGCCGCCAGCUUCCUCAACGGCCUCACUACCCUCAACGCCACCGCCGGCACCGUCCUCGUCGCCGACACCACCGUCGGCGCCAUCUGGCGCGUCGACACCGCCACCGGCGCCUUCGCCAUCGCCCUCCAGCACGACUCCAUGGCGCCGCCCGCCGUCACCAACGGCACUUCCACCAUGGCGCUCGGCGUCAACGGCGUCCGCUUCGACGCCACCAACGCCUACGUCUACUACACCAACACGGGGCGACAGCUCUUCUGCCGCGUCAAGGUCGAUCCCGCGACUGGAGAGGCGGUCGGCGAAUACGAGACCGUCUUGCAGGGGCUCGCGGGCGAUGACUUCGCCGUCGUGGACGGCGGCGACGCGGCGUUUGUGGCGUCGAGCGGGAAUGGGGGCGUGGUGGAGAGGGUGUAUCUCAAUGGGACGACCGAGGUGGUGGCCGAGGGCGUCGCCGGAGCCACGUCGGCGGCGUUUGGGAGGGCGGAUGGCGAUCAGGGUGUGUUGGGACUGCUCAACAGCUUUGGCGUCUUUCAAACAUACUACGAGGACCACCUCAAAGACUCGUCGCCGUCUGCCAUCUCCUGGAUUGGCUCAGUGCAGGUCUUCUGCCUGAUGUCCGUCAGCGUCUUCGUCGGACCCCUUUACGAUGCGGGCCACUGCAAAGCACUACUUGUCGCUGGUACUUUCCUGGUGACCCUGGGCUUCAUGAUGACAAGCAUCUGCAAAGCCUACUGGCAGAUCCUUCUUGCUCAGGGCAUCUGCAUGGGCCUCGGUACAUGCUGUCUGCAGAUACCAUCCAUUGCCGUCGUCCCCAAGUAUUUUGUAAAGCGACGAGCCCGUGCAAUGGCCCUGGCCACCGUCGGAAGCAGCCUUGGUGCCACAAUAUACCCUCUCCUGUUCCAGAAUCUCCAGCCGCGCAUCGGCUUUGGAUGGACCGUCCGUAUCAUGGGCUUCAUCUGCUUUGCCCUAUGCUCCUUUUCUGUUGCUGUCAUACGGCCGCGUCAGAUGGGCCCGAAGAAGAGCUUCUCCCCACGACGCUUCAUUGACCCGACUGCUCUAAAGGAACGCACCUUCGUCAUUUAUACCAUUGCAAUCUUCUUCAGUAACGUCGCAUACUUUGAGCCCAUCUUCUACCUGCAAAGCUAUGCUUUGGCGCAUGGCAUGCGCAACCAGAACCUCGUCAACUAUCUCCUCUCGAUCCUGAACGCCUCUUCCAUCCCGGGCCGAAUUGUUCCCUCGUUCGUCGCAGACUGGAUUGGUUCCCUCAGGUGCUACAUCAUGAUAUCCGCUCUCAGUGGCGCCAGUAUACUCUAUUGGAUCAGCGUGACCAACACCGCCGGCAAUGUUGCCUUUUCUGUGCUGUACGGCUUCUUUUCGGGGGGAGUUGUUUCGCUCGCUCCGGUAGUUUUGACACACAUCACGCCGGACCUUGGUCUUCUCGGUACGCGUCUGGGAAUGGUGUCGGUCUUGAAGGGAAUAGGUUCGCUUAUCGGCCCGCCUAUCUCUGGAGCACUCCUCAAGGCCACGGGCAAUUACCUUGGGCUACAGCUUUUCGCUGGUUUGUCUUUGAUAGUCACGGCUUUCUUUUCUCUUUAUUUAUACUACAUCAUCCAUCGCUAA